UUUCCAAGACCUAUUGUGGCAGUGUAGGCGGGGUGCCCAUUUUACAAGGAAGUUGUGUUGAUGUGUAUUUGAAGCACUUAGAACCAACGCUGACGUAAAGUAGGCUACUUACUGAACGUGUGUGGCAAGUUCCAAGGAUUCCAUGCGCACUGAGCCGCUACCCGUUUAACAGGUGCUGUGCGUCUAGCCGUGUCAAAAGCCCGGACACCGCUCUCAUAUGGGGGACUGUCUACGCAAAACCUGCCCCUGUCUGGAGACGCUAUGGGUCAGACUGUUUGGCGACAAGAAGAACACCGAACGUAGUAACACAGUGGAGGGGAUCUCGAACGAUGUCGCCGAUGACGAGUGUGUAGAGAUAUCGGGUAAUGGCAGGCAGUCAUUCACGAGGAACCCGAGGAACUCGAUGCAUCGGGAUGCGCCCCAGCCCACGGAAAGCGCGAUCUACAUGGCUUUGUGGAGAUUUGAGGCACGAGAAAAAGAUGAGUUGUCGUUCCAAGAGGGAGAUCUGUUCAACGUCAUCAGUCGAUCCGGAGACUGGUGGACUGCGCGUAAAAUAGACAGGAAUGGGCGCGUUUUGGCGAAGGGGAUUGUGCCGAAUAACUACCUGGCAAGGGGAGAAUCUGUCAACGCACAGCCAUGGUACUUUGGGAAGAUGAACCGGUUUGAAGCCCUGAGCCAAAUUCUUUCUCCAGAGAAUGGAGAGGGUGCCUUCCUUAUCCGUGUCAGUGAGAAAGGCCAGGUGGGCUACGUCCUCUCAGUCAAAGUCGGCAACCAAGCCAAGCACUUCAAGAUCUGUGAGCAGGAUGGUCAGUACUGGCUGGAACAGACCCGUCCCUUCAACACCCUGAUAGACCUGGUGGAGUAUUACACCACACACUCACUGGGAUCUGUGUCCCGCCUGGGGGAGGCCUGUACCAGGAAAGAGCCAGUGCCCCAGGACCUGUCUCACUCCACAGUGGAUGAGUGGGAGCUCCCGAAGGAAGAGUUCACCCUGGGAGAGCAGCUGGGCACCGGGUUCUUUGCUGAUGUCCACCAGGGCAAGUGGAAGAACAGCAUCAACGUAGCCAUAAAGAUUCUCAAGAACGACUCGUUGAACGACCAUGAGUUCCAGCGUGAGGUGCAGAUCCUAAAGAAGCUGAGACACAGACACCUGAUCUCCCUGUUCGCCGUCUGCACCUCCUCAUCCCCCUACUACAUCAUCACUGAACUCAUGGAGAAGGGAAACCUGUUGAACUUCCUCAGAGGUUCAGAGGGUUCUCAGCUGGACCUGGUGUCUCUGGCGGACAUGGCAGCCCAGGUGGCUGAUGGGAUGGCGUAUCUGGAGCAGCAGAACAGUAUCCAUAGAGACCUGGCGGCCCGAAACGUCCUGGUGGGAGAGAACUACAUCUGCAAGGUGGCCGACUUCGGACUGGCCAGGAUCAUCAAGGAGCCCUUCUACGUGUCUGAGGACAAAAAAAUCCCCUACAAAUGGAGUUCCCCGGAGGCCAUCAGCCACGGACGUUUCUCCAACAAGUCAGAUGUCUGGUCCUUUGGGGUUCUGCUCUACGAGAUACUAACCUACGGUGGGAUUCCAUACCCAGGUUACCACAACUACGAGGUAUACCGUCAGAUCAUCGCUGGCUACAGGAUGCCAGCUCCAGAGAAAUGUCCAAACUUACUCUACAAACUCAUGUUGGCCUGUUGGAGUGACAACCCUGCAGACAGACCGGACUUCAAGGAGCUCAGGAGCAAACUGGAGAACAUCAACCGCUAUGAGCUGGAGCAAUGAUCCUGAACCAUAGAAAUGGACAGUCAUCAGUGUUUAGAAAUAACCCCGUUUUUUUUUUGUUGCAUGGACAUUGCCAUUGACUUCCACCAUUUUUAAGUAGUCAACUGGGUGGGACAUCCUAUGGGUUAAGGACAGUGGAGGCUUCUGAUGAGAGGGGAGGACGGCUCAUAAUAAUGUCUGGAACGGAGCAAAUGGAAUGGCAUCAAACCAUGUGUUUGAUACCAUUCCACCUAUUCCACUCCAGCCAUUACCACAAACCAGUCCUCCCCAAUUAAGGUGCCACCAACCUCCUGUGGUUAAGGAUCACAUGAUUCCACUCAGGUCAUCAGGAAGGAUCAGCCAAUGAAUUAAACUUGAGAGAAAACUUUCUAUAAACUGCAGGUGGCAGUAAAUCACCAACUUUGGCUUUUCUGUCAUUGGUUAAGUCAGGAACAGCUUCUCCCUGGCAUGGAACACUUUGUUUCGAUUGUAAUAAAUGUACACUAAAGGACAAUAUCUCUGACUUUCAAAUCAUUAUUUUAUUUGUCAACUUUUUUUUUUCUUCAUUUGUAACAUACCUGCAACGUACCUGUAUCGAACCUGUAUCGUACCUGUAUUGUACCUGUAACGUACCUGUAUCGUACCUGUAACGUACCUGUAACGUACCUGUAUCGUACCUGUAACGUACCUGUAUCGUACCUGUAUCCUUAUCUUGUUUCAGCUUGUACAUUAAGUCUACAUGUACUGCUGUUUAUCUACUAUUCAUAAUAAUGUUCGCUAAUACUACAAAUACAGGUGUCUUCUCAGGGUUAUAAAUUCACCACUGGACACAUGUAAAACAAAUGAACCUCUUCUACAACAGGGUCGUUUUUACCCCCUGUAUAGUCAGUUCA
Messenger RNA from Oncorhynchus mykiss (rainbow trout), 2640 nucleotides. RefSeq names its product protein-tyrosine kinase 6. The record is from RefSeq and is a predicted model, not a curated record. Lineage: Eukaryota; Metazoa; Chordata; Actinopteri; Salmoniformes; Salmonidae. Gene Ontology annotation, biological process: protein phosphorylation. Gene Ontology annotation, molecular function: ATP binding; protein tyrosine kinase activity; protein binding.